Molecule: messenger RNA, 516 nt
Organism: Penicillium arizonense
Lineage: Eukaryota; Fungi; Ascomycota; Eurotiomycetes; Eurotiales; Aspergillaceae
Gene: yop1
Product: putative membrane biogenesis protein (Yop1)
Exons: 6
Coding region: 1-516 (171 amino acids)
Source: RefSeq, a predicted model, not a curated record
AUGGCUUCUUUCCAGGACCGUGCUCAGCACACCAUCGCCCAGCUCGACAAGGAGCUCUCCAAGUACCCUGUCCUCAACAACCUUGAGCGUCAGACCAACGUCCCCAAGGUCUACGCCAUCCUCGGCCUGGUCGGAGUUUACUUCUUCCUCGUCUUCUUCAACAUUGCUGGCGAGUUCCUCGUCAACUUUGCCGGUUUCAUCAUCCCCGGCUACUACUCCCUCCAGGCCCUCUUCACCUCCAACACCCAGGAUGACACCCAGUGGCUCACCUACUGGGUUGUGUUCGCCUUCCUGACCGUUAUUGAGAGCGCCAUCAGCGCCGCUUACUGGUUCCCCUUCUACUAUAUCUUCAAGUUUGUCCUGAUCCUUUGGAUGGCCCUCCCCCAGACCAACGGUGCCCAAGUCGUCUUCCAGUCCUUCCUCCAGCCCGUUGUCGGCCGCUUCUUCUCCAGCUCCGGCACCUCCUCCAACCUCCGCGCUCAGGCCGAGGCCGCCAGCAAGCCCCACUCCACCUAA